This is a messenger RNA of Penicillium hordei, 1281 nucleotides long. Its product is annotated as subtilisin-like protein. The record is from RefSeq and is a predicted model, not a curated record. NCBI's taxonomy places the organism in Eukaryota, Fungi, Ascomycota, Eurotiomycetes, Eurotiales, Aspergillaceae. The transcript has a single exon. Bases 1 to 1281 code for a protein of 426 amino acids.
AUGACCGCUGACGGUGUGACCGUGACUUAUGACGGAGCUCAAGAAUCAAACCCACCCGAGUCCAAGUCUGAGUCCGGGGAUUCGACCUCGAUGGCAGCUCAAGAAGUGACGGCGACAACCUCAGGAGCGGCCACUACUGCGACUGCGUCAUCCUCGUCAAUGACCUCGGCCUGGGAUGUUUAUAUAACUAUCAAUGAUGAGACCUACCGCAUUCCUUCUGAUGAUUCGUCGUUGGAUAUAGUCCUAGAUGAUGGGUCGCUGCUUACGCUGUCUUCGAGACAGGUGUCUAUUAAUGGCGAUAAGGUUGAUAUUCCUGGUGAUCUCUCCAAUUCACCUAUGCUCACUGCUGAUGGGCAGUCAUUCACUGUGGGCAAAGGGUUUGACGGUAGCAGUGGUGAUGGCGGUGACGGUGGUGGUAGUGGGUCAAGCAUAUCUAGUGAUACAAUCUCUGGACUAGGCGAUGCUGAGAGCUCUAUUUCUUCUGGUCUAGACAAAAUCACCAGUGGCAUAAAGUCCUGGGCCGCUGGUAGCGCAGAGAGCGAAGUGACUUCACUUUCAGGGUCUAUUGAUUCAACACUCGAAAGCCUGGACCAGUUGCUAGGCCCCAUGAGAAGUAUCUCACAAAGCUCUAGCAUCGAGCUACAGGAAUUAACCACAAGUGGUCUCCGGGUGGUAUUCAAGGCUUAUCCUGAUCUGGAAAGAGGCCGUGAUAUUCUGAGCUCGAUGCAGAAGUUAUUGAAAGGACUUCCCACACUUCGAGACGCUGCUACGCAGAAUGUCAAGAAAUACUGGCUUCGCUAUAUAGCCACGGGUGGUGAACUCCUGGCUUUGGACCAGACUAUCCAGAAGCUGAAAGAAUAUUCAUGGGACGAUGCCUUGACAGUGACGGCCACCUCCACAACCGCUGGGGAAACCCAAACCACAUCUGGGAUAGCUACAACUUCAACCGAAUCACCGACGGCUUCCUCUUCAUACCUUAUUACAACAAAGCGCGGCACAUCCCUCACUAAGUUCAAGGCUUUUGUUCAUGCUCUUGACGGCGGCGCGGGAUAUCAAAUGGCUUGUUCGGAGGUUGAUCACCAAGCCUACGUGACAGACCUCACAGCGACCCAGGUUGCGACUAUCAAAGCCCUUCCUUUCAUUAGGACAGUCUCCUAUAAUAUUCCUGUAACCGAGCUGGAUGACGAUGAGGACUUCCGCGCUGUUCCCGACCGAGACUUCUUACCUGAAGUUGACCAGCUAUACGACUUGACCAACCACAAGUCGAGAAAAUGGCUUUAG